Molecule: messenger RNA, 5105 nt
Organism: Nilaparvata lugens (brown planthopper)
Lineage: Eukaryota; Metazoa; Arthropoda; Insecta; Hemiptera; Delphacidae
Product: cytochrome P450 4C1
Exons: 12
Coding region: 1403-3028 (541 amino acids)
Molecular function (GO): monooxygenase activity; heme binding; oxidoreductase activity, acting on paired donors, with incorporation or reduction of molecular oxygen
Source: RefSeq, a predicted model, not a curated record
CAUUAUUCCUACAGUAUUCAAGCAAACCAGUCGUGUUUAUUAGAUCCCUAGUUUUGGGUUUAUCAUUUAGUUUUCACAAGUUGUAUUCAAGCUUAGAUUUAUUUCUCUACUAGUCUAUAAUUAUUGAAGCUUUAGCGUAGUUGUGUUUACACAAUUCACAUUAGUUCGGAGUUAAUUCUUCACGAGUGACAUUCAAGCUACAGAAGUGUUUCAUGUUUGAAGCUUAGAGAGUUCAGUUUCUAGUUUUCUACGAAUUGCAUCAAGACUAACGUUUCACAAUAUUUCUACAGUUGAAUCUUCACUAGUUUUCAACGAUUCCUGUGUUACUACGUUUUAUAUAUGUUUUCUACAACUAUCUAGACUAUAAUAUGGACUACCUAAAAUUAUUUUCGAGUUAUGUUUUCUUAGUUUCUUACGAUUUCUACUCAUGAUUGACAGACAAUAAUCUCUAGAGAGUCAUAGUCUAUCGAUAUCCGUUUUCAGUUUUCUACAUUCACUAUGUUUUCUGUUUUCUGCGAUUUCUUCAUAUCAGAGAAAACUUCUAUAAUUUAAACUAUAAUUAAAACUUCCAUGCUGUAUUCUGUGAUAUAAUCUACAAGUUUGAGUUCACUUGCUCAGUGUUCUACAAGGUUUAAUAGCCCUACUCAAGAUCCUUGAGUUACGGUACAUAUCGAUAUCCAUUUCUAUUUUUCUGCUUAUCUACAACAUUGACAGUACCUGAACGUUUCUAGAGUUUUCUCAAUCUACAAGACAGACACAAAUUUCGGAGUCAAAUCGAUUUACGCUUCUAGUCUACUGUAUUCUCUAUUCUUAGUUUUCUAUACCGACACAGUCUAAAAAAUUGACAGUCACAGUUUCUAGAGUUUAAUUUCCCACUACGUUUUCUACAUUUUUUCUAUGUUACCCAAGUUCUCUACGUUCUCUUCGGUCCCCACAUUUUUUACCUCUUCUACGUUCUGUAUGUCUCCUUUGUUCUCUACAUACUAGUCCUAUAUUUUCUACUUCCUUUAUCAUCUAUAUAUUAUAUACCUUUUCUAACUCCUAUAUCUUCUACCACAUUUUCUCGUAUAUUUCCUACGCCUCUUACAUCUUCUACAUCUCCAACAUUCUCUCCUACCUUCCCUACGCCUUCUAUAUCUCCCUCGCUUCCUGUAUCUACUACAUAAUUAGAACGUCCUCUACAUCUUCUACUUCUUCUAGCCUACAUCUUGUACUACUUCUACAUCUUCUAGCCUAUGUAUUCUAAAUCUUCUAGCCUACGUCUCCCACAUCUCUAACGUCCUCUUUACGUUCCCCAAGUCUUCUACUUCUAGACUCCAUCUUCUACAUCUUGUAGCCUAACGUCGUCUACAUCUUCAACAUCCCCCACGUUCCCAAAAGACUUGUACAAGCCGCCGGCGCCAUGUUUGUGUUUGUUACAGAGCCGCAAACCAUCGUGCUACCGGCGAGCAUCGUAAGCGAGCCGGCGUCAGCGGCGGAGGACGACAAAUGUUUUGUGCGCUUCGUGACUAAGAUGCUGCUGGAGCUGUUGGGUGUCUGUCUGCUGCUGCUGAUUGUGCUGAUUGUGCACUUUCAUGAAUGGCCAUCGUUGCGCACGAUGCGCGUCAUGAAGCGGCUCCCCGGGCCGCCUGAGGCGUUCUUCUUCGGCCACUCGCCGACGCUGGCCAAGAUCAAGUUUGAAGAUUUGCUGGUUUUUUUCGGCCAGCUAAUACGGGAGUAUCCACCUGUUUUCAAAAUAUGGACACUUGGCAUUCCAAUAGUUGUUCUAACGGAACCAGAAGACGUUGAGGUAUUACUGAGCAGUGUUCAGUACAUAAAAAAAGGAAUCGACUACGAUGCGUUCCUAGACUGGCUGAAUGAGGGUCUACUUGUCAGCACAGGAUCAAAAUGGCAGUACAGACGAAAACUGCUGACGCCAGCAUUCCAUUUCAAAAUUCUGGAGCACUGCAUUCCAAUAUUCAACACAAACGGAGCUCUGCUUUGCAAUGAACUGCUAGAAACAAAAAACGAAGAGAUCGAAAUUGAGCCUUUCAUUUCAAAGUGUACACUGGAUAUAAUUUGUGAGGCAGCUAUGGGCUGCUCAUUGAGAAAUUUGCCAGACAAAGGAGAACAGUAUGUGAGAGCUACAAAAAAGAUGAACAAUUUGAUAAUCGAAAGGAUUCUGACUCCUUGGCUGGCCAAAGACUGGCUGUUUCAUUUAUCACCCACCGGCAGGGAGCAGAAAAAAAUUGUGGAUAUCCUUCAUUCAUUCACACAGAUGAUAAUCGAAGAGAGGAAAACGCAGUGGCGAAAAAGCAGUAAAGAGGACCUAGAAGACGAUGAAUAUGGAAGACACAGACCCAAGACAUUCCUGGACUGUCUGAUAGAACUCAGUGAAAAGGACUCUGAAUCUCUAACGUUGACUGAUAUAAGAGAGGAAGUCGACACUUUUAUGUUUGAGGGCCAUGACACCACUUCAGCAGCAAUAACUGCUACCAUAUUCAUGAUUGGUCACCAUCCUGAAGUACAGGAAAGGAUACACGAAGAGCUUGAUGACGUCUUUGGCGGCUCGGAGAGAGAGAUAACAAUGGACGACCUGCACUAUCUCACUUACUUGGAGAGAGUCAUCAAAGAGUCACUUCGUCUAUUUCCCAGUGUACCCAUGAUGACUAGGCGACUGCAAACCGAUCUACAGUUGAACAGUUCGCAACACAUGGUGCCGUCGACGGCUAACGUGAUUGUGUUCUCGUACUGGCUGCACCGCAACCCCAAGCACUUCCCUGAGCCUGACCUCUUCAACCCCGACCGCUUCCUGCCUGACGAAGUCCACAGGCGACACCCCUUUGCCUACAUCCCCUUCAGUGGCGGGCCUCGCAACUGCAUAGGCCAGAAGUUCGCCAUGAUGGAGAUGAAAAUCGUGCUAGCAACGGUGAUGCGAAAAGUGCGCAUCGAAUCGAUAACCAAGAUGGAGGACAUUAAGUUGAUACCAGCUGUCAUUCUGCGACCGCAAAAACCAUUCAAGAUCAAAGUGUCGCCCAGAACCAAAUAGACUAUUCCAUUCAUCAUUUCUAUAGUGAAACUCUCGUUAUCUCGUUCUAAAGUCAUACAAACCUUGGUUUGCUAUCCUUGUCUGUCAUUAGUCAAUGAAGAUAGCUCCAUCCUUUUCCAACUCCACACCAAAAUUAUUGAGUGGUUUAUGAAUUUUCAAUUUGAAGCUCAGUUUUUGCAAGCCGGACACAGCAAUGUAUCCCGGCUACAUAUAGGCCAAACAAGUUAUUGACUCUUUGAAUGUUUCUAAUUUUUUUGUUGGCCUAUGAUUUGAUAUGCUAUAGGCUAUACCAAAACUAUUUCUACCGCAAGCUUAAUUUGUUUUCAGAAAUAUAAUGAACAAGAUGCCCAACCACAAUAUGUUAGAAUCAGUGCAAAGUAUUAAGUCUAUAGUGAGGUCCACGUUAUAAUGGCAGUGGUGUUUGAUUAACAAUGGUAUUGCUAACCUUGUCUAUCAUUUGACAAAGCGGAUAGCGCUAUCUCUUUCUCGCUUUGCUCUGUUGCCAGAUCGUCUUUCAACAAUGUAGAAUUAAUAAACGAGAUAUUUCAUCUCGGUUAUGAAAUUAUUGAAAAAUAUAAUUUAUUGCUUAAUAAAAUAUAAUAGAUUACUUUAAACGAGAAAUUAACAGUAGUUAAUAUGAAGGAUAUCAUUCUUUAAAUCAAUAUCCUCAUGCAAAUCAAUAAAACUUUUAUUAAUUCCACACAUUCACAUUAUUUACAUUUUCUUAAUCUAUUCAUUGAGCUUUUCUACUAAAAAACUAACUUGUUUAUUAAUUUUAUUAACAAUAUUGCUUUUUGAAUUAAUCACAUGACUACUUUCAUAUGUCGAUAUUAUAUCAUACGUCAAAAUAGAAUUACCAUCGCUAAAAUCUCAUAUCCUACAAGUAUAUUACCUACCCCGUAAACCUGUAUCACCUACCGUCUAUAGAUGGCAUUGACAAGAUGACAGAGGAUCGGCGACGUUUUUCUCCUAUCUUUCUCUACUGCCAUUAUAACGUGGACCCCACUAUAAUAUUGAAAGUCUGAACUCUCAAACUGGCAAUCAAGGUGUCACAUAUUAAUAUCAAUUGUCGAAAAUUCAAUGUAUUCUGUAUUUAUGUAGUGCAUAAUUUAUUGUGGAAUUUGCCGUUUUCCCAUUUAAUCAUCUUUAUUGGAUUUCAUCUUGGUACACAUAUGGAAAUUUAUCAUUCAAUCAUGAAAAUAUAUAAGUAUUAACCGUUUUAUUCCAUUGAUGAAUAUAAUAAUAUCCUUUUAAGACGGAAUAAUUAUUAUCAAAAAUGAAUAACAAUCAAAUCUGGAUUCCCAGUCCCACAUAUCAGUGACCGGCACCAUAAAAAUAUUAUUCUCAUUAGUUUUAAUGGGAGUAUUCAUGCUCUCUCGCCCGUGCUGAGUGUGAACAGUCCAAUAACAACUCAUGGAAAUAAUAUUUUCACUGUGCCGGUGACUUUCACUGUAACUGACAUUAUAUUUGGGAAACCAGCUUUAUAUUAUGAUCUAAAUCACAGCUAUCUACAAAAAUAUUUAAUCAAGUUUGAUUUUUGGUGCUCCUAAUUCAUUUCUUUAAAAUGUGAAUAUUUAUUAUUUUAGUGAUAAUAAUGUAAAAUAUAUUCCUAUGUUUGGUUUUAAAACAUCUAAAUUUAAAAAUUUACAUUGUGAAAAUUUUGUGAAGUGAACAACUACAAGACUUAACCUAUUUUGGACUAUGUGUAACCUUAUGUAAAUUUGGGAGAGGAAUAGCACAAGGCUACCUUAUUUUUUCUCUCCCUAUAAUUUUUAUGAUGUACUUUUUGUAUGAAUUAAUAAAUAAAUAAUUAAUUAAUAAAUCACAGCUAUCUACUAUGGAGGGCGGAGAAAAGGAAAGGAUGUUCAGCUUUAUAUUAUGAUCUAAAUCACAGCUAUCUACUAUGAAGGGCGGAGAAAAAGAAAGGAUGCUCCCCUAUUCCUAUGAAAUACAUUGAUUUUAAAACGAGAAUCUCAUUAUAGAGAGUAAAAUUCAUUCAUUAUUUUUAAUAUUUUACGGUUGACUUCCUCUUACGUUAUAUUCAUAAGUAUGUUAAUAAAUAUGUUUUGUUCUAAAC